Molecule: messenger RNA, 1138 nt
Organism: Truncatella angustata
Lineage: Eukaryota; Fungi; Ascomycota; Sordariomycetes; Amphisphaeriales; Sporocadaceae
Product: ankyrin repeat-containing domain protein
Exons: 1
Coding region: 235-1044 (269 amino acids)
Molecular function (GO): protein binding
Source: RefSeq, a predicted model, not a curated record
UCACAUUCACGAUACGAAGAAACUCAUCAGUCUGCUCAGAUCGUCGACCAUGACCGUAUGGCCUUGCUCACGAUGAACUAAGUCUACCACACUUUCAACACGCCUGACGCCCUGCCGGCGAACUUGCGUCUCGCACUCUCGCAGCAACUAUACCACAAGAUUCUUACAACGCCAGACCUUACCACCCUUCCGUUUUCUUAUAAACGGGCUGCACUGACGCUUCUACCGUCCGAGAUGCUCGAAGCUCUCUACCUAGCACGCCCCGAGUAUGAGACAUUCGCACUUACGAUGCGUGACGCCGUAAUCGCCGUCUACCGCCAGAUGGCCGUGGACGGGGCCGAGACCGUCCAGGACUUUGUACUCAGGUGUAAUGACGUCCAUCUAAAUGCCCUUAAGGUGUAUGCUGGGAUGGCGAGCCCGACGGAAAUUUCUGCCGUCCGCGUUGCGACGCUGAAGCUGUCGGACACGCACCUUAUGAUUUACAUGGAGAUUGACACGAUUCUCGUGUCAGCUCGUGGCAGCCUCGGUAGCAUGCGACAGUUGGUGGCACCAUUUGACUGGACUCCUCUGCACUCUGCGGUGCUGACGGAAUGCGUUGAGACAGUCAAAUUCGUACUCGGAAAGAGUGGCGACGUCAAUGCCCCUCUUGGGGAUGCCGCGAGAUACACUCUAACGCCUCUACACCUCGCAGUUGUGUUCGGACGCGUCAAGUUCGUCGAGGUACUGCUCAAGGUGCAGGGCGCGGACGUGCGGACCCGAGACUACGGGAAAUUCGGCGUGACGCCAUCGCACACCUGCGCAGACUUCAAGUCGGCAGAGCAUCUCGAGAUCUUGUCAAUCCUCCUAGCGCACGACAGCACGCUGGUUCGGGCGCGCGACGAGAACAAUCAUACGUCGUUGCACCAUGCCGCGUUAAGGGAGAACCUGCCUGCGGUUAAGCUCCUGAUUCAGCACGGCGCAGAAGUUGACGCACUCGAUGAUCGUGAAUCAACGCCAUUGCAUCUCGCAUACAUGCGGCCAACGGGUGGCAGGGUAGUGGUAUGAUUCGACCGCCCAAUGAAAGAGAAGGCGUGAUCCGGAUCAUGCAUCCGCUUACCUUGCCGCCAGGAACGAUAGAGAAGGGUGGAAAGUAUGCAGC